This is a messenger RNA of Hemibagrus wyckioides, 2985 nucleotides long. It is a transcript of the gene tgm2b, whose product is annotated as transglutaminase 2b. Gene Ontology annotation, biological process: peptide cross-linking. NCBI's taxonomy places the organism in Eukaryota, Metazoa, Chordata, Actinopteri, Siluriformes, Bagridae. The transcript is spliced from 13 exons. The coding region runs from base 117 to 2153 and encodes 678 amino acids. Gene Ontology annotation, molecular function: protein-glutamine gamma-glutamyltransferase activity. The record is from RefSeq and is a predicted model, not a curated record.
GGGGGCAGACUGUUUAAAGGUGCCGCCCAGCAUAUCGCGCAUAAAACAGCGCACAAUGUAGCUCUAGGAGACAUGCGCAGCUUCCAGCCGCACAUUUACACCGCAGACACGCAAACAUGGCUCUUGACAUCGGCACUUGGGACCUUGCAUGUGAGUUCAAUAACACAAGCCAUCGCACAGAACUGAAUGGUACUGAUCAACUGAUAGUGAGGAGAGGACAGCCAUUCAGCAUCAACCUCAACCUUCGUUCCGGCUCUUACGAGCCUGGAGUCCAUCAGCUCCACAUCGUAGCAGAGACAGGGCCGGAUCCUGUGGAACAGUAUGGUACCAAGGCUGUUUUUGGUCUGAGCGAUAAUAUUGAUGAUACACAAUGGAGCGCUGCAGUAACCAGCCCCCCUGGGGAGAUUGUCUCCUUGUCCAUCUGUUCUGCCCCUGAUGCAGCAAUCGGCCGCUACACCGUGACUCUGGAUGGCAGGAUUCAAUUUGAACUGGUACUACUAUUCAACCCCUGGUGCCCACGAGAUAUGGUGUACAUGAACAGUGAGGAAGAUCUGGAAGAAUAUGUUUUGGCUCAGGACGGGAUCAUCUACAGGGGCGAUGCCAAAUAUCCCAUCCCUUCAGCUUGGUACUUUGGCCAGUUUGAAGAAGGCAUUCUGGAUGUGUGUCUAAGAAUUCUGGAUGUGAACCCGAAAUGCCAGAGGAACCCUGGGAAAGAUUGUUCUGGCCGCAGAAACCCUAUUUAUGUCACUCGAGUGCUUAGUGCUAUGGUGAACAGUAAUGACAGAGAUAAUGGGGUACUGGAAGGCUGCUGGAAGCAAAGUUUUGAAGGUGGAAUCAGUCCCAUGGCAUGGAGAGGGAGUGUGGAGAUUCUUAAAACUUGGAGUUCCACUUCUUGCCUGCCAGUCCGCUUUGGCCAGUGCUGGGUUUUUGCUGCUGUUGCCUGCACUGUGUCUCGAGCGCUAGGAAUCCCCUGCAGAGUGGUGACUAACUACUUCUCAGCCCAUGACACCAACAGCAACCUGGUGAUUGAGCGCUAUGUGGAUGAAAAUGGCAAACUGCUGAACACCAGCAGAGACAUGAUCUGGAAUUACCACUGCUGGGUGGAGAGCUGGAUGGCUCGUCCAGAUCUGAAAGAAGGCUUUGAUGGCUGGCAGGCUAGUGACCCCACACCCCAGGAGAAGAGCGAGGGGGUAUUCUGCUGUGGGCCAGUCCCACUGAAUGCCAUAAAGGAGGGAGAAAUCCAGUGUAAGUAUGAUGCUCCGUUUGUGUUCACGGAGGUAAAUGCAGAUGUUGAGACCUUCCUGAAAUACCAAGACGGCAGCACAAGAAAGAUCAUAAGUUCUACUGUGGUUGGCCAGAACAUCAGCACUAAGAGUGUUGGAAGUGACAAACGAGAGGACAUUACUCACCUUUACAAGUACCCAGAAGGCACAGCUGAAGAACGAGAGGCAUUUAAAAAAGCCAACCAUCAAAACAAACUCAUGAAACAGCCUGACAACACUGGCCUACAUGUCACCAUCAAGGUCAGCACGGAAAUGAGGAAGGGCUGUGACUUUGAUGUCUAUGCCUUGGUUACCAACCAGACAUCUGUGGUAAAGAAGUGUCGCCUGGUGUUUGCCUCCCGUGCAAUGUCCUAUGAUGGAGCUAUAGGACAGGAAUGUGGCUUUAAAGACCUGCUCAAUGUUGAGUUACAACCCGGAGGAGAGCGGAAGGUCCCACUGAGGCUGAACUACAACAAAUACUGCAAUGCCAUUACCCAGGACAACUUGAUCCGCCUGGGUGCUCUGCUGAUUGACUACAGCACCAAAGAAGGCAUUCUGGCUAUGCGCACUAUUGUCCUUGAAAACCCAGAGAUUAAGAUAAAGAUCCUGGGAGAACCCAAAGAGAACCGUCAGCUGGCUGCAGAGCUCACGGUGCAGAACACACUGCCAGAGACUUUAAAUGCAUGCUGCUUCAGUAUUGAGGGAGCCAACCUCACUGGAGGCAAGACCAUCACUGAGAGUCUUUCGACCAGUAUUGAACCUGGACAAGAAGCUAAACUCAAAAUCUACUUCACCCCAACCCAUUAUGGCUUGCGCAAACUGCUGGUGGAUUUUAACAGCGACAAACUUGGUCCUGUAAAAGGGUUCAGGAAUGUUAUCAUCGGCAAAUAAAGGCUCUUGAUCACUCUAAUGCUUGUUUCGGUGAAAGCCAAAUGAAAAUGGCACACAUUGUAGAUCAAGAAUGUUACAAACCUAAUGUGUCAUUUCUGGGCUUUUUGUUUGGGAAAAAAAAAGUUUGCACCAAAAGGAUUGUUGUUAGCUGCAUCCAGCCAAGAUCCAUUUCCAUUUUAACCAGCAUUUAAAUCCCGAACCAGUUUUGUUUUGAAUUAAAUGAGACAGACAGAAGAAAUAAUAGAUGUUUUGGAAAUUUGUUGCUCCAAUUUACUUGUUAUAAAUUGCCCUUGUCCCUUACACAAAUCUCCCUCACUGCAACAGAUAGUGAAUAUGUAACCAAGGCUUUUUGUUUCUUAUAUGUUCUUAAGCAAAUAAGUGCUCUAUCUAUAUAGUUUGCAGUAUAAAGCAAGUUGAAUAGUGAAGACUUAUUCUCCUUUUUCCCAGAUGUCUUUGUGUGUCUUACUUACUCAUUCUGACAUCAGUGUAACUAUAUGGCCUAUAUAUCUUUUAUAGGAGGUUUUCAUAAGUCUACACUGCAAUGGUCCUAUAAACAUGUUGCUAUCAUAUAACUAAGUGCCUUAUUCUACAGCUUUAAGUCUGGUAUUUUGCUUUUGAAACUUUCUUUAUUACUGAUUGUGAAAGUGGGCAGGUUUAUAUAAGGAGGCCCGGUGCUAUAAUGUCACAAUCAAACAGUUUAUACAAAAGAUAUUCUAUAUUUUUCAAUAAAGAUGCUUUGACCUUAGUUAGAGCGCAGCUUUUAUAGUAUCAUUUAAUGCAUGUAUUUUAAUGUGAAGCGGUUACUCCAUUAAAGACUUAUAUCACUGAGAAA